AGCACCGCAGCCCCAUGUAGGACGGGGCUGUGCCGCUGGUGCUGGAGCCGCGGGGCCGUCCGCCCAGGGCCGGGCCGGGGGGAAGAUGAGCGAGAGGCGGAGGUCGGCGGUGGCCCUCAGCUCCCGGGCUCACGCAUUCUCUGUCGAAGCCUUGAUUGGGACGAAUAAAAAGAGGAAACUGCGGGACUGGGAGGACAAGGGGCUGGAUUUGUCCAUGGAAAGCCUCAGCCCCAAUGGCCAGCUGGGCGACGGCGAGGACCCGACGCAAUGCCUGGACCUCAACCCCGACUCAGAACAGAGCACUGGGUCAGACACAGAGGUGUUGGCAGAAAGAACAUCCUGCUCUUUUGGCUCCCAUUCUGACCUUACAUCUGGUGGAUCGGGUCCUCAACCUCCUCCACCUUCAUCCAUGGAAGAGAUCCAAGUAGAACUGCAGUGUGCUGACCUCUGGAAAAGAUUUCAUGACAUUGGGACAGAGAUGAUCAUCACAAAAGCAGGCAGGAGAAUGUUUCCAGCCAUGAGGGUGAAAAUUACAGGUUUGGAUCCUCACCAGCAGUAUUAUAUUGCUAUGGACAUUGUACCGGUGGAUAACAAGAGAUACAGGUAUGUGUACCACAGCUCCAAAUGGAUGGUGGCUGGCAAUGCUGACUCUCCAGUGCCCCCAAGGGUUUACAUCCACCCGGACUCAUUGGCUUCUGGAGACACCUGGAUGAGGCAGGUGGUCAGUUUUGACAAGCUCAAGCUGACCAACAAUGAACUUGAUGAUCAAGGACAUAUAAUUUUACAUUCAAUGCAUAAGUACCAGCCUCGUGUUCACGUCAUCCGCAAGGAUUUCAGCAGUGAUCUUUCUCCGACGAAGCCAGUUCCCUCAGGAGAUGGGGUGAAAACCUUCAACUUCCCUGAGACUGUCUUCACCACAGUGACAGCCUACCAGAAUCAACAGAUCACCAGAUUAAAAAUUGACAGAAACCCUUUUGCUAAAGGCUUCAGAGAUUCUGGGAGAAACAGGACGGGUCUGGAGGCCAUCAUGGAGACCUACGCCUUCUGGAGGCCCCCUGUGCGCACUCUCACUUUUGAGGAUUUCACCACCAUGCAGAAGCAGCAAGGAGGCAGCACUGGCACCUCCCCAACAACCUCCAGCACAGGGACUCCAUCACCCUCUGCUUCCUCUCACCUUCUCUCUCCAUCCUGCUCCCCUCCAGCCUUCCAUCUGGCCCCCAACACUUUCAAUGUUGGUUGCCGGGAGAGUCAGCUUUGCAACCUCAACCUGUCUGACUACCCUCCAUGUGCCAGAAGCAACAUGGCUGCCCUGCAGAGCUACCCAGGGCUGGGCGACACUGGCUACAACCGGCUGCAGAGUGGCACUGCUUCCGCCUCACAGCCCUCCGAAAGCUUCAUGCCUCAGAGGACUCCAUCUUUGAUCUCAGGAAUGCCAACUCCUUCUUCUCUGCCCAGCAACAGCAAGAUGGAGGCCUACAGCAGCCAGCUGGGGUCUUUCCCCAGCUCCCAGUUUCAGUAUGUCAUGCAAGCAGGCAAUCCUGCAUCCAGUUCUUCUUCUUCACACAUGUUUGGUGGCAGCCACAUGCAGCAGAGCUCCUACAAUGCCUUCUCCCUGCACAAUCCCUACAACCUCUAUGGAUACAAUUUCCCUGCUUCCCCAAGGCUGGCAGCAAGCCCGGAGAAACUCACCACUUCCCAAAGCACUUUACUCUGCUCUUCCCCAUCCAGUGGGGCCUUUGGAGAGAGGCAAUAUCUUUCCACAGGGAUGGAUCAUGGGAUGCACAUGAUCAGUCCUCCCUCCAGCAACCAGCAGACAGCCAAUGCCUGUGACAACAGACAGUAUGGUGCUGUUCAGGGCUCUUCCUCACAGAUGUCUGUGCACAUGGUCUAACCAGCUGUGCCUCUCCUUGGCAUGGAAGGCAAUAGGACCUGCAUUGUUUCCAUGGAUAAAACCAUCCUAGUACCUUUUUGCCUUCAAACUUAUAGAGAAACUAGCAUUGUAAUGAUAAAUUAGAACACAAACCAUCUAGGUAUGCACCACCAAAUCUUGUGGAAAACCUUCAUUGACAGCCAUUGUUGAAAUCCAGGGCCCCUGGACCUGGUAUGGAGUGUCUGCUCCUUCUGGACAUUGCAAAGAGAAGGGCAGGACUUUAAUGAGAAGCUGGAGUGAAGAAACCAAAUAUACAGUUUAUGCAUUAACUCUCAGCUAGUGUGAGCUCUCAUGGUGAGAGAGCUAUUUCCUUGUGCCGUCUUCUCUGAGUGUUGAAGAAAGGCAGUCUCCCAAGACUUUGUCCUGAAGCUGUACUGCCCAUGAUGGGCCAAAGCUUUAAAUGCCUUCCCCUUCCUGAACUGUCCCUGGCUGCUGAAGCAGCUCAGCCUGUUUCUGAAGCCAUCAGUGACCUAUGGCUCCUUCUACUGUAGCACAGGAAUGACACUGCUGAGUUGGAGCUUCUCUUCCUAAAGAGGUUUCUGUACUUUCAUUGCAGCUCUGCUCGACCAGUGUUUUCUUUUUGAGGGUCGAGCCUACCAGUACUCAGUCUGCAGACAGAGAUGAGAGAGAGGAGAGAGAAAAAUUUUAACUCGUAAGUGAGUCUCAGACACGAGCAGGGUUUGAAGCUUGACACAAGCAUCUUUGAAAAGAUGCACAGGGGGAGAAGGAGAUCAGCUCUUACUGACAUUCCCUAAAGGGAUGUACUCAAGCCAAAAGAACAAAAGCCUCUGUGGGGAACAUGUGUCUUGUAGCACUCAACUCAAUGGGAGGAAACUCCAGACUGAACUCAUGGGGAAGAACAAUGAGAAAUGAGCGCUCUGCUCUGCAGCAGUACAAUGGCCUCCCUCACCUUGCAUGUAAGAAUUGCCAUAGAAAACCAAUAGCAUUUCAGUAACAAUGAGGUCGAGUAUUCUCCAAAUUCCUGCCUGCCAUGGGAUCUCUGCUUAACCAACUUUCUUUUAUGUUUUAUUUUCUUCUUGUUUUUUUUUUUCUUUUUUUUUUUCUUCUUCAGAUCCUUUAAAAAUAAGAAAACAAUUGUAGCUUGGUGCAAGCUAUGCAUUUAAGUUGUGUGAAAAUGCAAAUACCAAGUAACAGAACACAGAUAUUAUUGAGAUUUGUUGUGAGGUGUUGUAGAUAAAUGUAUUUAUAUGCCUAGUGGGGGAGUCAAUAUUAUGAAUAUAAAAGAGGGCAAUAAAAAUGGUAUGUAAAAUAUGUAUGAAGAAAAAGGUGUAUAAAGAUUUGCCCUAUGCACGGAACUCUGUUUCUAAGUGCCAAGCACAGAAUGCGCUAAAUAAAUCUUUGCAAUUGUUCCUUCUGUGUUUUUUAUUUUUGUUUUUAUUUUUGUCUGUGAGGCUUCUUUAACAGUCUUCUAGAGACAUAAGUUUUCAAAGUACUGCCAUGCAUGCUUUCACUAUAGAAGAAUUAAAAAUAUGAAGUAGAGGUGAAGUCCAGGUACAUUGUUUAAAGAGAAUGCAAGCAUCUGCAUGGAUUUGUGUUGGGGCAGAUCACUCAAAAGGAGUGUUAGCAGUCAGAAAUACUGUUCUGCAACUACCAGCCCAGAAAUUUGUUUCCCGGGAAGACCUAAAUAAAUUCUUGAUGCUUUAUAUAACUUAAAUCCCCAAUAUCGAUCAUAAUGAAAUCUCUUGUAAUAUGAACAAUUCUCUCGAGCAGUCUAUCAGCUCAAGUAAUUAGUAAACAUUCCCAGGAGCACUAUUUACAGUAGAAGUUCUCUUCAUUAGUUGGGAUUUAUUAGGUGUCUGCUUUCACAGGAAUUGUGUCUUAUGGACUGCUAGAAUUAUUAUUUUGAUUGUUGAAGUCUAAUAAAAAGUUUUUCAGA
This is a messenger RNA of Meleagris gallopavo (turkey), 3827 nucleotides long. It is a transcript of the gene TBX15, whose product is annotated as T-box transcription factor 15. Gene Ontology annotation, biological process: positive regulation of DNA-templated transcription; regulation of transcription by RNA polymerase II; cell fate specification. Lineage: Eukaryota; Metazoa; Chordata; Aves; Galliformes; Phasianidae. The record is from RefSeq and is a predicted model, not a curated record. Gene Ontology annotation, cellular component: nucleus; chromatin. Gene Ontology annotation, molecular function: RNA polymerase II cis-regulatory region sequence-specific DNA binding; DNA-binding transcription factor activity, RNA polymerase II-specific.